This is a messenger RNA of Galendromus occidentalis (western predatory mite), 1339 nucleotides long. RefSeq names its product Ubiquitin-like domain-containing C-terminal domain phosphatase 1 (gene Ublcp1). Gene Ontology annotation, cellular component: nucleus. The record is from RefSeq and is a predicted model, not a curated record. NCBI's taxonomy places the organism in Eukaryota, Metazoa, Arthropoda, Arachnida, Mesostigmata, Phytoseiidae. The transcript is spliced from 8 exons. Gene Ontology annotation, biological process: regulation of proteasome assembly; protein dephosphorylation. Gene Ontology annotation, molecular function: protein serine/threonine phosphatase activity; protein binding. The coding region runs from base 172 to 1128 and encodes 318 amino acids.
GACAACAUUUCACGAGACGGACAACGACGACGAUAGGAGGGCGAUCUUCGUCUGUGUUCUUUCCACACACGUCAAGACUCUCAGCUGUCCCAAUCCAUCUAGGAAUUCCACCGGAUCCGCUCAUAUUCGCACUGUCUUCUUGAAGUUCACCCACAUAAUUAGAGAGUCAAGAUGCCGCUACCAGCGAUAAUAGUGAAGUGGGCCGGCAGGGAGUUCCCGAUUGAAGACUUGGAGGACUCCACGACCUUGGCCGAUUUAAAAAAAAUUCUCGAGGAGAAAACAGACGUCCGUCGUGAGCGCCAAAAAAUUUUCGGUCUCAAAUGCAAAGGCAAGCCCGCCGUGGACUCCGAUCACAUGCGCGACAUGGGUCUGAAAGAGAAACAAAAAAUCAUGAUGGUCGGGAGUUCGGAGGAAACAAUCAUGAAAGCGAUGGAACUUCCCGACGUCAAACCAGAGGUCGUGAAUGAUUUCGACAUCGAGGAAGUGAUCAUCGCUGUGCCACAGAGACAAGAGUUCCUCGAUAAGAUUCAGAGACGCGUUUCUACGAUAAAGAUAAAUCAGUUCACGGAACCUCGUGAAAACAAGAAGCUACUCGUCCUCGACAUUGAUUACACGCUGUUCGAUCACAGAUCUUCUGCCGAAAGCGCUGCAGAGUUGAAAAGACCUUUUCUACACGAGUUCCUGACCGCUGCUUAUGAAGACUACGAUAUAGUUAUCUGGAGCGCCACCUCGAUGAAGUGGAUUGAUGUGAAGAUGAAAGAACUCGGAGUAACGGGCCAUCCCGCCUACAAAAUCCUCUUCCAUCUAGAUUCGGCUUCCAUGAUCUCUGUAUGGGUUCCCGAACGCGGAGUUCUUGACUGCAAGCCGCUCGGUGUCAUAUGGGGGAAAUAUCCGCAAUAUUCAGCCAAAAAUACGAUAAUGUUCGAUGACGUUUCGCGGAAUUUCAUCAUGAAUCCCCAGAAUGGACUGAAGAUACGGCCGUUCAGAGAAGCUCAUUUCAACCGCGACACCGAUAGAGAACUCAUCAAACUCGGCAGAUAUCUUAAAUUAAUCGCAUCUCUAGACGAUCUCAGUGAGCUCAACCACAAGAAAUGGGAGCGUUAUCUGGAGAAGAACGGGAGCAAGUGAUCUGCAUCGGUAUCCACGCUCUCAUGAUGUAUCUUCGAUGCUGGAAAUCGGCCCCCGGUUAAUAAUCGGAGCCCCCGUAUAUUUGUAUCGUGUACAUAGACUCAGCGAUUCCGUUCGACUGAUUGAUGUCGCUCGGAUUAGUAAUCCAGGCUUUUCUCGUGGACCGAGGACGCGGCGUGAGUGACGGAAAAUAAACUGCAUCCUGAUGGUU